Fundulus heteroclitus (mummichog) is the source of this 3942-nucleotide messenger RNA. It is a transcript of the gene ssbp4, whose product is annotated as single stranded DNA binding protein 4. Gene Ontology annotation, biological process: positive regulation of transcription by RNA polymerase II. The record is from RefSeq and is a predicted model, not a curated record. Gene Ontology annotation, cellular component: nucleus. Gene Ontology annotation, molecular function: single-stranded DNA binding; protein binding. NCBI's taxonomy places the organism in Eukaryota, Metazoa, Chordata, Actinopteri, Cyprinodontiformes, Fundulidae.
GGUCCUCCAGGAUCUCAGCCUUCCCCUCACACACAGCCCCCACCACACAACCCCAGCAAUCCCAUGAUGGGACCCCACGGACAGCCAUUCAUGUCUCCACGGUACCCAGGUGGCCCCAGACCCUCCCUCCGAAUGCCAAACCAGCCUCCAGGGAGCAUCCCAGGUUCUCAGCCCCUCCUUCCAAACAGCCUGGACCCCACUAGACCUCAAGGACAUCCAAACAUGGGAGGCCCAAUGAGAAUGAACCCCCCGCGAGGAAUGGGAGGCAUGGGCCCACAGAACUACGGCGGAGGGAUGAGGCCUCCUCCAAACUCCAUGGGACCGGGGAUGCCAGGGAUGAACAUGGGUCCUGGUGGAAGAGGUCCAUGGCCGAACCCCAACAAUAAUUCAAUAGCUUAUUCAUCCUCAUCUCCAGGAAACUAUGUGGGCCCUCCAGGGGGAGGCGGACCACCAGGAACUCCAAUCAUGCCCAGUCCUGGAGAUUCCACAAAUUCAAGCGAAAACAUCUACACAAUGAUGAACCCCAUUGGCCCAGGUGGAAACAGACCGAACUUCCCAAUGGGACCGGGACCAGAUGGACCCAUGGGUGGAAUGGGAGCGAUGGAGCAGCAUCAUAUGAACGGAUCACUAGGCUCUGGUGACAUGGAUGGGUUGCCAAAGAAUUCGCCCAACAAUAUGGCAGGCAUGAACAAUCCUCCCGGCACUCCGCGGGAUGACGGCGAGAUGGCAGGCAACUUUUUAAACCCAUUCCAAAGUGAAAGUUAUUCACCCAACAUGACGAUGAGUGUGUGAUUUUUUUUUUUUUUAAUCUUUCAUUUUACCUCUUCGUCUCCCUUUUAUCUGAAUCCCUUCCUCCCUGACCACCAUGGUGUGUGUUGCGUUCCCCUCUUCCUCCUCCUCUUCCUUCCUUCCUUCCCUUCCUCCUCGUCCUACUCUACGUGGAUGGCGUGUGGUGCCACACAGCCCCUGGGGAUUCCCCUGGAAAGCAGGACUUCCCUUCGGGCCCCACAUCCCACUGCCUGUAAAAUGGGUGUGAGAGCGUGAAAGGGCCUCCAAGCAGCAGGAAGGACCUUCUCUGCUCCUCUGCUCCCUCAAGAGCCUGCCGCUCCUUCAGCAAGAACCUCCUCGUGUAGGGCCCCCCCCCAGGAUGGCGACCUUCAUUUAGCUCGUUACUACGGCGGACUUAGCAGCUGUCGACUCACGUGGGACUUUUCAAAAAAAAACUCUCCUCCUGUGGCAGACAUUUCAAAGCGAUGGACUGAUAAUGUUAUUUUAGGACAAUUUUCAUUUUAAUAUUUGUUUUGUUUUUGUGGGUGAUAAUGAUCUAAUUUUAAUAGUUGCUAUUAUCCAGCUAAUGUUGGUAUGGUUUUCCUGUUAAAAAACAAACAAAAAAAAGACACAUUGUGUCUCAGCAGAAGCACCAAUGACGACAGAAGAAGCACAUACCUGAGAAAUGCACAAGGAUUUUCUGUUUACAUGUUUGGAGGUUGUUGUUUUUUUUGUUUGUGCUUUUUUCGUCUCAUUGCGCGGCUCUCCAUGAAACUGCAUUUCAAGGUACAGUUUGCCUCCUCCCGGAUGUUCUUGUUGUCGUCUGGUGGGGAUGUGGACAAGGGAAGAGGGAUACAUCGUCUGGGGGUGCGUUGUCUGCUGACACACAUGGACAUCAGGUGUUAUCUGCCUUGUCUUAAUAAAAAAAAAAACACACCCCUAAAAUAACUGUUUGACCUGCUGGGGAGCAGCUCAGCUGGGACACACUGACAGGAACUGUUUCAGGUAACUCCGUAACAAAGCUGGAUGGCAGUUUGGGAAUCCCAGAUUUCUUCUUGUAUGUAAAGAAAAAAAAAACAGGUUUGGCUUGUGUGGUGCUUGUUUUCUUGUUUUUAUUUUUUUGUCAGUUGUAAGUGAAUCCUUAAACCUGGUUAGUUUCUCUCUCUCUCUCUCUCUUUUCUGGACUCCUGCGUGGCUACGUUCCCAUCGAGCAUUGACUCUCAAGAUCUGGACAGGGUUUCAUUUUUUUUUUGACUUGUGGAUCACUUUGAACUCUUGUAAUCCGCUCACAAAGCCCGUCUUGCUCUAAAUUGGCUGGUAUAGGAUUCUCAGGGUAUGAUAAUGGAAAAAAUCCUGCAGUGUCACAGUGUCGACACCAGCGAAAUUAAAACCAGAACAGCGAUCUAAAUAUGCUCUUAUGAAAGGCAACAGUUAUUCCAACUGCUGCUAAAAUGUAACCUGUUAAUUAUUACCCUUAUUUAAACGUCAUCUGUGGCAUUAUAUAGUGUUUUUUUUAUUUGAUUUAUUGAUUAAACAUGUUAAUAACCUGGAAUCUUGUUAAAAAGACCAUAGAGGCAGUAAUAAUAUUAUUGUAUCUUGGCAUUUCUUUUCUAUUUUAACGUUUAACAACAUCUGGCCUGCGCCAGUCAUAGUCACAGGAUCCCCCUUUAGACGAUGCAGAUGAACUUUGUGAUGAUGGACUCGCUCAGAUCAGGCGAUGCACCUUGAAUUUUGCAGAUCCUGCAGCCACACUAGUCUAAAGAAGAGGAACAAUUGUAGGAAACUCCGAAAAUUGUUAUAUUUCUUUUCACUGGACUGCUUUCCUUUUUUUUUUUUUUAUGUAUGUAUGUGUCUGAAACUGCAGCAAAUCUAAUCUUCACACAUGGCUACAUAUCAAACUAUCGAAGGGUUUUCCAGUAUGUCCUGUACUCUGCCUUAUCACUUGCUGCUCUGACCCAGAUCUCUGUACAGCGUUCACGUCGACAGACAAUAAGCAAACAACAGGUGGAGGCUCUGUGGGAGUCGAUGACGUAGUUAUGCAUUUCCUGAUAUCAGUGUAAACAGGGAUAUCUCCAGGAUUUGGCAAUCAGUGGCCUGGGAAUUAGCCUCUCCUUCCUUGGACUUAGUGGCACACCUUUCUUUUCUCUAUCCUCCCACCCCAACCCCUCCCCCACUUUUCAUUUUCUUUAUUAUUAUGUUGUUGUUUUUUUGUAAAUACUGUAAAAUGCAUUUUGAUAUCAUUGACAUGUUUUUGAAAUGUCAGUCACUACCAAUGAAUACAGUUGAAAGUAAAUUAUAAAUAAAAACUGUUCAUGUUUUUUUCACAGAGAAAAAAGAUGCGCUAAUCUAACCAUUUGGCUCACGGGGCUAAAAUUUAUAAGAUACUGUAAAGUGGCUGAAUGUGUAAAUGACGGCAACGCGGUGAAGGGAUAGAGGGUUGGACGGGAUAGAAAGAGGACAGGACGGAGAGAUGCAAAACGAGCCGCGGCGUCCUCGCUCCGCCCCUUUACUCCUUUUUUUUUUUUAUUUCAGUCUGUUGGCUUUGAAAUAGAAAAAUCCUGUGACUAAGUUUUGUAAAAGGGCAUCUUUUCACAAAAACAUGCAACGUCAUGUCGCAGUUUUUGAUAUGAAGGAUUUUUAUCAGUUCAAGAACACUUUUAAGCUGGAAAAAAAAAAAAGAAAUCUAUAAAUUAAAAGUACAACAAAAUCAGAAAUAUGGGGGAAAACUGUGUUCUUUGCUAUCCACUCCUGUGAUAGCACUGUAUAGUUGAAAGCUCUCUCACUGAUCCUCUCUCCGUCCUCUGUGUAUAUUGAUCGUUGGCCAUCUCUGUACUUCUAUUGUGAUGUAUAAUACUGUACCAUUAGGAAGAUUUGCUGGUCGGGUGGGCUGGUUGUUUUACUCGGGGGCGGGUUGGGCUUGAACCGUUCAUGGUCCUCUCAGAUGAUGCGGCAGUAUUCAAUAUGAAGCAGUCUGUCUCUUGGGUUUGCUUUGUAUUUCAUGGUAGGAUAGUUGAGAAUCUUGUCUUAGGGAGUUAGGUGUCUUGUGUAGGUAAUAAAGAUGUUCUUUGUAUGUUUCUUUAUAUUGUAAAGUUUCUUUAGACUGAAAGAAAAACAGAUAAUUUGCUUAUAAAAAAGAGAAACAAUGCAUCAAUAAUAAAUGUCAUUUGAUUUUUU